AUGAGUGAUUCCACCGGUCGGGAUUCUGCCGCAACACAUGUCACUCAACCACCCGAGUAUUCGAAAAAGCUGGUCGUGGUUGGUGAUGGUGGUUGCGGUAAGACAUGUCUACUGAUCAGUUACAGCCAAGGCUACUUCCCUGAGAAAUAUGUUCCGACUGUAUUCGAAAACUACAUCACUCACACCACGCAUCCGCCGACCGGCAAGGGAGUUGAGCUGGCCCUCUGGGAUACGGCCGGACAAGAAGAGUAUGACCGUCUACGGCCGCUGUCGUAUCCCGAGACCGACCUGCUCUUUGUUUGCUUUGCUAUUGACUGUCCCAACUCUCUCGAAAAUGUAAUGGACAAGUGGUAUCCCGAAGUGCUCCACUUUUGUCCAACUACACCUAUUGUCCUCGUUGGCCUCAAGUCCGACCUCCGAACCAAGCGCUCCUGCAUCGACUUGCUCAAGACCCAGGGUCUCACACCAGUGACACCCGACCAGGGCCGUGCGGUAGCGGACCGCAUGGGCGCCUCGUACGUGGAGUGCAGCAGUAAGGAGAUGCGGGGAGUCGACGAGCUCUUUGAAAUGGCAGUCAUCCUGGCCGUUGGCGAGGAAGAAGAGGAGCGUGUCCAAGUACGCGGCAGUGGCAAGACCACUCCUACAACAAACACCACACGCGGCACCAGCAAGAAAUCCAAGAAGUCCAAGUGCAAGCUCUUGUAA
Xylona heveae TC161 is the source of this 705-nucleotide messenger RNA. RefSeq names its product ras-domain-containing protein. Lineage: Eukaryota; Fungi; Ascomycota; Xylonomycetes; Xylonales; Xylonaceae. The transcript has 3 exons. Gene Ontology annotation, molecular function: GTP binding; GTPase activity. Bases 1 to 705 code for a protein of 234 amino acids. Gene Ontology annotation, biological process: small GTPase-mediated signal transduction. The record is from RefSeq and is a predicted model, not a curated record.